This is a messenger RNA of Magallana angulata, 3035 nucleotides long. RefSeq lists its product as uncharacterized. The record is from RefSeq and is a predicted model, not a curated record. NCBI's taxonomy places the organism in Eukaryota, Metazoa, Mollusca, Bivalvia, Ostreida, Ostreidae. The transcript is spliced from 6 exons. The coding region runs from base 136 to 1365 and encodes 409 amino acids.
GCAAUGCAUUGAUGAGGGCUCGCGUUUCUUUCUGUGGUACAAAUGAAAACUAAAACCUUAGUAUUUGGUUUUUAUUAAUUAUCUUUUCCGUUACAUUUUUCUACAGUAAUGGCGAUGUCGGAUUUGGGGAUUUAGAUGGCAGGGAUAGACUAUUGCACGGUUCUACCCUCCUGGGACUUUGAUAAAGAUCCGGCUGUUGUUGUAGAAUACUAUUUCGGUCAAGAACCAAGCUCACAGACUGAUGACAACAAUACAGAGUCUGGACCCCAGUUCUGUCAGGACCUGAACCCCAAAAACUGUCUCACGGUGACCAGGGUGGAGGGUGAGGAGGAGGCAUGUACUGUAACCUUGACCUGCAAACCUCAGUACCAUGUCAGCAUAUGUGGCCUGCAUGUGUACAGUCAAGCUGGCCUGAUGGAAAUCUACGAUGCCAGUGAGGGGUAUCUGAAGACGGUCCGGGGGCAGAGAGUGAGGAUGAUGGGUGACGAUGAAGGGGGAGAGGAGACGGAGGUGGUGUUUAGAUGUAGGUCAUCGCUGGACACCUGUUAUGGACUGACCAUAAAGUUUCCAAGGCUACAGGGAACAAGUACCCUCAAGCUUUACAAAGUUGUCUUCAUACUCCACCCAGAACCUGAGGAUGAAUACAGUAGAAAUGGAGGUGAAAUAGGUCAAAUUAAUAUGUCAAAGGUCAGAAGUUAUGUCACAAGUCUUGGAGACAACCUCCCCGAGGGAGCCAGGGGGCUGAUGCAGUCAAUGGAAGAGUACCAGCAGAAUCAAAGAUCCUCAAUGUCAGGGUUGUCCAAUCUUCUUGGCCAGCGACCGAUGUCCGCAGGGUCACCACUUGGAAUGAUGGGAUUAAUGUCUAUGUUCUCUCAGAUGGGAGUCAAGUCGAGUCAGUUACCGAAUCGGCCUUCACACAGCCAUUCAAAUCCCAGCAGUUUGUCCCAGGGAGCAACAGGAAAUCGUCCAAGUAGUUCAAACAGCGAAGAAUCUGCAGAUGUGUUUUCAUUGUUACAUAACAUUUGUGACAAAGUUUCAGGAAUGAGGGAGGAUGAGAAAAGAAAAGCCAAAGAGAGUGAUGAAGCCAGAAGGGAGGAGAAUGGAACAGCAGUUGAACAACCUAAUUUGGACAAUACUCAGAUGAACAGUAAUAAUGGAAAUUCUGUGGAAGAAAUAAGCAGUGAGGACAUUGAUAUUUCUGUUAGACCUCCAAACAUUCUGGACACUAAGUUAGACGCUCUAGAGCAGAGACUCUUAAAUCACAUUGACCUAAAGAUAAGUGAAAUGGAAACACGAAUCAAUUCCAAACUUGACAAUAUCCUUCACCAGCUCUCAAGAAAGUCUACGACAGAAACAGAGUCCUGACACUGAAAUGGUGUACAUGCGUGCCAUGUUAAUUUGUGUAAAAGCUAUCCAGGGUAGCAAAGAAUUCAAACUGAACAAUGCCAAUAUUCUUCCCAAUUAGGCCUAUAAAAAAAAAUUUGUAUGUUAAGGGUAACACUGAUGAAAAAAUUAGGUUAGGUAGAUAGGGAUUUUUUUUUUAUUUUAUCAUAUAUUUUUAUGCAUGAUUCCUAAGAGUGUUUGUUUUUGUCAUAUAUAAAAAUGGGUUUUUAAUAGAAAUAAUAUAAAAAAUCAUAAUCUGAUAAAAACAGACAUCUAAAAAUGGUAGGAUCGGGGCUUGUAGGUUAGGUAGAGUUACCCUAAACACACAACAUUUUUUUUUUUUAGGCCUUACAUUUACAUGUAAUAAUUUGAUAUCAAUGAUUUAAAAAUUGACAAAAGGCUAUGUUUAAGAGCUUACUAGGUUUAACUAUUAUUGAUUUCAAUGUAUUAUUAAUGAUUUGCCCUUCCCCUUUUCCAGUAGUAUAAAUGAGUUUUUUUCAAGUGUGUGUUUGAUUGAAAAUUUUUUUUUAAAAAGAUUACGCAAUAACUAUGUUUUUAAGGGUUUUUAUAAAAAUACUCAUUUAUUAAUUAGCCAAUGUGCCAUUGUUUUGGAUUCAUGUAAGCCUAGGCUGUCUUUUAAAAUGUGCUGAAUCACUUAUAAUGUCAAGGUCAUUUGUCAAGUUCAUGGUCAGUUGCAAAGUGAAUUACUGUAUGUACUCGGUUAAGCCACACUCAAUGGCAAAAUGCAUAUCAAAUAUGACUUUUAAUUUUUGACAUUUGUGUCAUGUUUAGCAUUUUUUAUAUAAUCAGUUUCUAAAAUAGCACAAGGACUCAUCUUAUCUAUUUCUUUCAAUGUAUAUUUAAAGGGGCAUGGUCACGAUUUUGGUCAAAUUUUAUUUUUCUGUUUUUAUUAUUUACAAUGCUUUAGGAAUGCAUUUCUAAUGAUCUAAUGAAAUUUGGGUGCCAGUCGUUGAGUUUUAAGCAAGAUACAGGGCUUACAAUUCUUUGUCAUGUAAACAAGGCUCGUGCCCUGUUUUUGUUUACAUAGGUCCAAUAUACCAGUAAUAAGUCUUUUUAAAGCUGGUUUGUCUAUCUUAUUAUUCAUUUAAAGCAUAAAUAAACAGUUUCUAACGAUAAACACAUUCAUUUUAGGUCUAAAACUGGAAUUUUCACUUCAACAUUCAAAAUGUAAACAAACGCUUUGUUUACAAAGCGAAGAAUUGUAAGCUCUGUAACUCGCUUAUGACUCAUCAAAUGAGACUCAAAUUUUGGUUGCCUAUUAAAAAUGCCUUACUGAAGCAUUGUAAACAUUAAAAUCCAAAAAAUAAUUUUUGACCAAAAUCGUGACCAUGCCCCUUUAAGCAAAAAUGCCAUAAAUUGUGUCAUGUUUAACGUAUUAUAUUAUUGGUUUGAUUUUUUUAUUAUUUAUUUCACUUUUGUGAUGCAGUUUACAUUACAUACAAUUAUAUGUAUAUGUAUUUUUUAAAAAUUCAUUUAAUUUUCGGGGUAUUUAACUGAUUUAUCUGGUAUAUUUUGAGAAUGCAAACAUAUUGUGUAUUGAUUAAUGAGAGUUUAAUUAACAGUGUUUUGUGUUUGAACAUGUAUAUGACCUCUUGUCAUUUCUUUUGAUAAUAUAAAUUGGAAUAAUUUUU